UUAUCAACCCCACUCCACGGCGCAAACGUCGAACAAGGAGCUUAUAAAUCCGACAAAAUCUUUUCCUUUACUAUCCACCAAAAAAACACAAAAAAAAAUUAACAAAGAAAAAAACUAUCAAACAAAAAAAUCUUUAACAAAAAAAACCCACAACCACUUUGUUCCAACAAUCAGCUGUUCUCUUAUCUCCAAAGCGUUCGACACACUUUCCAAAUAACCUUCCCCACUCCUGGAUGAACUGGCAUUUGUGGAAAUUCUUUGCCCAGGGGCUUUAAUGAGGAUUUCCGACAUCUCCCGGAUAGAAUGGCCGAUGCUAAUUACGGAUUGAACGGCGAAAUGACAGACGAGCAAGCCAGCUAUUUGACUUUGUCCUCUUACGGCACAAACUUUCUCAUGAACUAUGGAUGGUAUCUAGUUGGACUUGGCAUUUUCUACCUCAUUUACAGGGACAAGAUUAAUAAAUACUUGGAUGAUUGGUAUACAAGGAGGGAAGAGCAAAAAUAUGCUGAAAAAUAUCACAAAAAUCCAGAUCUGGCUCGAGAAAGGUUGGAAGCUCUCACUGCAGCUAGACAGAAGAUGCAAGAGGAAUUGAAUCAAAAAGCCAAAGAGGCAGAAGAAAGGAGAAAAGAGAGGGAGGAGCAAAAACGACUUGAAAGGGAAAAAUUACUGACAGGACAUAAACUUGGCGGAUCAUCGAGCCAGUCACCUUACAAAAAAGAGUACAAUCCUUUGAUGGGUGAUGGUGGAUCGUCGUACAGGCCUCCGAAAAAAUCUUGCUGUAAGAAAGGGGGAUGUGGUUAAAAUAAUAAAUGCAUUCCUUCAUGGCAUUUAAACUCUUCUUUAACUUUAUUCCGAGGUGUUAACUUUAAUUAAAAUUUGUAACUAAAAAAUAAAUUAAUCAAAAUAAAUAUUUAUUGGUUUAAAUAAAAUAAGUCUUUUCAUCUUGGGAGGGUCUUUCCUCCCCUUAUACACAAAUGGCAAAACAUGUUUUUUUAAUUUAAUUUCAACUCAAAAUAAAAAAAAUAAUAAAAGGUGCUGAUUUA
Molecule: messenger RNA, 1043 nt
Organism: Cimex lectularius (bed bug)
Lineage: Eukaryota; Metazoa; Arthropoda; Insecta; Hemiptera; Cimicidae
Product: selenoprotein S-like
Exons: 5
Coding region: 304-801 (165 amino acids)
Biological process (GO): retrograde protein transport, ER to cytosol; endoplasmic reticulum unfolded protein response
Cellular component (GO): Derlin-1-VIMP complex; Derlin-1 retrotranslocation complex; endoplasmic reticulum membrane
Source: RefSeq, a predicted model, not a curated record